Messenger RNA from Electrophorus electricus (electric eel), 3231 nucleotides. It is a transcript of the gene slc1a4, whose product is annotated as solute carrier family 1 member 4. The record is from RefSeq and is a predicted model, not a curated record. Gene Ontology annotation, biological process: L-serine transport; L-glutamate transmembrane transport. NCBI's taxonomy places the organism in Eukaryota, Metazoa, Chordata, Actinopteri, Gymnotiformes, Gymnotidae. Gene Ontology annotation, cellular component: plasma membrane. Gene Ontology annotation, molecular function: L-threonine transmembrane transporter activity; symporter activity; L-alanine transmembrane transporter activity.
CUCUCGCCAUUGGCACGCGGACAUCGUACGCCGGUAGGGAGAGUGGAUUUUCCAGCGUUCUCAAACUCACGUCGCGUGCUCAUGCUGUGAAAGGACGGAUCGAUUUUACUUGUAUUUAAACAAAAAACAACAACAAAAACAAACAAACAAAUAUCGAUUUCUUAAAGACAAAUACCGCUCUUUGAUAUUUCGUAACCAGACACAAGGAUUUUUAAGCAUGGAGGACAAGAAAAGCGAAAUUAACGGUCAUACUGUUACUGGGAUCUCGGUUCCAGCGGUUUCUAUUAAAUCGAAAAAAAUGAGCUUUAAAGAUAAAUUUAGGGUCUUUUUAAAUAGAAAUCGUUUAGUGAUUUUGACGGUGUCUGGGGUACUGGUGGGCGUCGGGCUCGGAAUGAUGGUCCGCAAUUUGAAUCUGACCCGAGCGCAAGUUACUUAUUUCGCGUUCCCCGGAGAGAUGCUGUUGAGGAUGCUGAAGAUGAUAAUCGUUCCUCUCGUGGUUUGUAGUUUGGUCUCUGGUGCUGCCAGCCUGGAUACCCGCUCCUUGGGGAAACUUGGAGGAAUCGCCGUCUCGUACUUUUUAGUGACCACUCUUAUAGCUUCGACAAUCGGGGUAGCCCUUGCCUUCAUCAUCAAGCCCGGCGUCGGUGCUGGAGCGCUGAACACCAACAACUUGGGGCUUGAAAGCGUCACCACCAACAAGGAGACGGCGGAUUCAUUUUUAGACUUGGCAAGAAACCUGUUCCCAUCUAAUCUGGUGGCUGCUACUUUUCGCUCAUAUGCCACUGAUUACAAGAUUAUCAGAGUGGCAAAUGGCACAAAUGGAACCCUUGACUACGAAAAGGUGCCAGUGGGAACAGACUCAGAAGGGAUGAACAUUCUUGGCUUAGUUAUGUUUGCCAUGAUAUUUGGAGUGGCCUUAAGGAAGCUGGGUAAAGAAGGGGAAGAGCUCAUACGUUUCUUUAAUGCCUUCAAUGAAGCCACCAUGGUGCUGGUGUCCUGGAUCAUGUGGUAUGUGCCUGUUGGCAUCAUGUUCCUGGUCGGCAGUAAGAUUGUGGAGAUGGAGGAUGUGGUUCUGCUGGUCACCAGUUUAGGAAAAUACAUCUUUGCCUCAAUCCUGGGCCAUAUUAUCCAUGGUGGCAUUGUUUUACCUCUUAUCUACUUUGGGUUAACCCGUAAAAACCCAUUCAGUUUCCUGUCUGGCCUCAUCACACCCUUCACCACGGCCUUUGCUACCUGUUCCAGCUCAGCAACAUUGCCAUCUAUGAUGAAGUGUGUAGAGGAGAACAAUGGUGUGGACAAGAGGAUCAGCCGCUUCAUCCUGCCCAUCGGAGCCACCGUCAACAUGGAUGGUGCCGCCAUCUUCCAGUGCAUUGCUGCUGUGUUUAUUGCCCAACUGAACAAUGUCGAGCUCAACGCAGGCCAGAUAUUCACCAUCUUGGUGACAGCUACAGCAUCCAGUGUUGGAGCAGCGGGUAUACCAGCUGGAGGAAUCAUUACCAUUGCCAUCAUUCUGGAAGCCAUUGGCCUACCCACCAAUGAUCUGUCCUUAAUGCUAGCUGUGGACUGGAUUGUGGACCGUACCACAACUGUGGUGAAUGUGGAGGGGGAUGCACUGGGUGCUGGCAUCUUACACCACAUAAACGAGCAGGAGAUGAAGAAGCUGAGACAGCACGGAGGGCAGCAGGAGGAACCGCAGCUACAGGAGGUGAAGGUGGAGGUGGAGGCUGUGGCCAACCUACAGGCUCGGGAGGAGACCUCUCCACUCAUUACACGGCAAAACCCGGGAGAUAACUCCUCACGCAAUACAGUGGAUGAGAAGGAUGGUAUGGAGUCCGUGCUGUGAAGUUUUGUGCCAACUUUCUUUCUUACUUACUUUCUUUCUUUCUUCCUGUCUUUGUCAUUUUUUCUUUGUUUUUUAAACCACUAAUUUUCAACCAUAUCAACUCAGAGUAUUUUUAAGAUGGAUGCUGCCUGUUUUCUCCUAUCUAAAACCUGGGAAUAAAUGCCAUAUUUCCAUUCAGUGAGUAUACAUCUGAGAGUAUAUUUAUGUCACAUUAGCACAUAGUGUGGACAACAUAGUGAAAUGAUUAGUGUGUUUUACAUUGACAUUGUCCUUUUUUGUGCCACAUUCAUUUUUAUUGAUCUCUAUUUGGAGAAAAUGUUCCCAAUUUGCAUGUUACAUAUCAUGUUAAGUCUAAAAAGGAAUAUUCCUCAUUUUAAGUAAGGAAAGAGAAUCAUUUACAGACUGACCUCUUGCUCUAUUUAUUUGCUAUAUUUUAACUUGCCAUGUAAAACAUUAACCAUUUUGAAGAUGGAUAAGAGAAUAUUUGCUGUAAAUAUUUGUGUCCCUAAUGGCAUGUCUUGUCAGGGUUUGGCCUAGUCCAGCUCUGACACCCAGAUGUGAUGAGGACUGCAUUGCAAGGUGACUAUUAAAACAACUAAUGCAUGUCACCUUUUGCUUCAGCUAGGCCAGGGUUUGUGUACUAGUAUAAGGUACACCUGAUUUUCAAAUCAAACUCCAAAUACUUGAAAAAUGUAAAUACUUGAAAAAAAUGCAUAAUGGAAAAAGUGUCAUGAAAACUAGCAUGGGUAAGAAAAGACUGAUUGGACAUACGCCAUGUGCAUUUGCAUUCUGAUUCUCAUAUUCACAUGGGUGUCACAAAAAAAAAACCAAAAAAAACCCCAGCUCUAACAAAAUACUGUAGUGACAUCCAGCACUAGAAUUGUGAUAGUAACUCUGUAAGCUAUUUUUGCUCAUUUUGAAGCCUGUGCUACAGACUGAAAACUGAAUAGAUGGCUGAUAGACCAGUACUAAACAAUAGUGGAUCCUCAAAAUAAUUUAGUUUGUUUUAUUUUCAUUCCAGACCCACAAGUUCAUGUUUGUCACUGGGUGCAAAACACCACUAGGUAUAUAUAUUUGGAAUGUAUUGAAAAUAACUGCUAAGAAAGCUAUGAAUAACUAUGUAAUUUAUUUUAAUUUGUCAUUUUCUGCACACAAUUUGUUGAACAUUUGUUAAAUGACCUGUCAAAUCAGUAGUGUUUUUGACUCUUAACGAACUAACUUAAACUUUGUUAUUUUCUAAAACUGUUAUUGUAACACUUUAUAACUACUGCCUAUACUUGUGAACUGUUACUUAUUAAAUUAAGAGCAAUGUAGUAGGAGCAGUCUCUUCCUGAUGACACUGCACUGAUUACCGCUUUUACGAGUAAACGAAGCAUAUCUGUUUAAAA